AUGCGUGGUAGAGUAACUUUUCCAUCACCUUCAUGGGACAAGAUAUCUGCCUCCGCAAAGGCACUCAUCCUACUGCUUGUAAACACUGAUAAGGAAGAACGAUUUUCUGCGCAGGACGUUUUGGACAACCAGUGGAUAAAGACCCUCUCUGAUGUGCCUUCUGAUUUCGAGUCUAUGGCCGAGUUUAUCGUUGAAUCACGAAUAGAUGCAGAUGCUGAUGUCGAGGAGACGGAUCGGGAGUACUUUAUGAGCCGACGAACUAGCAUGGACGAUUUGAGCGAAAGCGGACGAGCUGAUAGCUAUGAGUUCACAUUUUCUCGGAAUUACAGCUGA
Molecule: messenger RNA, 333 nt
Organism: Strongylus vulgaris
Lineage: Eukaryota; Metazoa; Nematoda; Chromadorea; Rhabditida; Strongylidae
Source: the annotation of a GenBank genome assembly